AUGAAUCGGGCAAUUCUAGAGGGCCUCAGGAGAAGGAUCAUGGGCGCGCACGGAGCCUGGGUGGAAGAGCUACCGAGCGUUCUAUGGGCAAUGCGGACAACCCCAAAGACUGAUUCGGGCGAAUCCCCGUUCAGCCUUGCGUUCGGAACCGAAGUGGUCCUCCCGCCCGAAGUGGUGUUCCCGACCUUGCGUACCUUAGGUUACAAGCAAGUAGAUUCUGAGGAGGGCCUGAGAGCGCACUUAGACCUCCUCGAGGAAAGGAGAGCCAGGGCCCACCUACGCGCCCUAGCGUACAAGAAGGCUGUGGUGCGAAUGUACAACCGAAGGGUCCGCCCCCGUCCAAUCAAGAUCAAGGAUCUCAUCCUCCGAAAGGCAGAGGUAACCAACCCGACCCGAGCGGGAGGCAAGCUUGCGCCCAACUCGGAAGGCCCGUAUAGAGUCUACGACAUGGUCCGAGAAGGGACUUACCGACUCGAAACUAUGGAGGGAAACCACCUGCCAAGGACCUAG
Molecule: messenger RNA, 510 nt
Organism: Musa acuminata AAA Group (dessert banana)
Lineage: Eukaryota; Viridiplantae; Streptophyta; Magnoliopsida; Zingiberales; Musaceae
Exons: 1
Coding region: 1-510 (169 amino acids)
Molecular function (GO): nucleic acid binding
Source: RefSeq, a predicted model, not a curated record